AUGCAGGUCUGGGAUAAAGAUAUUAUUGAGACAGCAGGAGAUCGAUUUUACGACAAUGUUGUGGAGGAAUUUCUCGACGCACUCAAACAAAACAUCACUGGAGAGUGGUCUGAUCAAGUUGUGAAAUGGGAGAAAUGCAGCAAUAACAAGGUCGCUUGUCCUGAUGUCUACGCACUCUUUGAUGGUGAUGGACAUCAAGUGCCUCAAGAUCUAGUGGAAAAAGUUGGUAAGGUGUUUGAAACCAUUCUGGAAGAGGCUAACAAACUCAGGUAUGAAACAAAUGAAGACAUGUCUAUAGCACAGGCUAUUAAGCUAGUCAUGGAGAGGCAUUCAAUAUGA
This is a messenger RNA of Zingiber officinale, 339 nucleotides long. RefSeq lists its product as uncharacterized. The transcript has 4 exons. Lineage: Eukaryota; Viridiplantae; Streptophyta; Magnoliopsida; Zingiberales; Zingiberaceae. The coding region runs from base 1 to 339 and encodes 112 amino acids. Gene Ontology annotation, molecular function: endonuclease activity; nucleic acid binding. The record is from RefSeq and is a predicted model, not a curated record. Gene Ontology annotation, biological process: DNA catabolic process.